AUGUCUAAACUUAACCAAGACGUACUUUGUUUAGUCCUCAAGGAACUAUCAUCUUGCAAAAGUCAAAGUUGGACGCGUGAACCUCUUUAUUCAUGUUUAUUUUUAAAUAAACUUUGGUGUGAAACUGCUGUACCUAUCAUUUGGAGUAAUCCAUGGAAAUUCAUUAAAGAUUAUCGGAGGCUAUUUGAUCCUAUUAUUUCAUUUCUAUCAAGAGAAACACGGUUUCUUCUCAAUAAUCAAGGAAUCGAUUUAUUUCCAACGCAGCAUGAACACCAUUUAUUCGAUUACUUAAGUUACUGCAGAUAUAUGAACUUUGAUUGCAUUGAAAAAUCCAUCAGAGUUGGACUUGAUUCUUCCAGAUACAAGAAAAUAGAAGAAAGUCGACUUCGUUGUAUAGAACUAGAAAUUUAUAUAAUGAUUGUUAGUAAAUGUUCCGCUGUUAAAUCUUUAGAUGUGAUGAAUUUAGGACCACAAGUAAAACAUCAUAUCAUCGGAGCAACAACUUUUCUUGGAGGACUUGGGUCUCUAUAUUGUAAUUUAAUUAAUGAUCCGACAUUUUUUGAUGUAUUGGUAAAUACCUGCAGGACAUUAGAAAUGAUACACAUCGUGUGUCCUUCGUAUUGUAAGCUUCGUAAUUUGGGUUUAGCUAGAUUAAUCGAGGUUCAAAAUGGCUUAAAAUGGUUCGUGUUUGUCCAACAUCAAGCUGAAGCUUUUCGACAAGAAAUUGGAGAUGCUUUGAUUAAACAAGCCAAUUCCCUAAUUAAUUUUGAAUUAACAUAUCUCAGGAAAAUUUCCUUACCUUCAAAUAUCCUUUCCUCCUUUAAUAAUUUACAAAUUUUAAAAAUAUUUGGUAGUAGUAACGUUAAAAUGAAUCAUCAGCUUGAAAACCAAGGAAAUCUCUCGAAGAUCUUACUUUAUAAUACUUUUAAUGAUGAACUUGCUGGAGAGUACCUUCGUGCGGUUUACGAGCAUUUCCCGAAUAUCAAAUCAUUAUCCUUGGGGGUCAUUUCUGAAUUUGCUACGGAAUUUGAAAAUUUAUUGAUGAAAUGUCAUUGGCUUCGAAAGAUUUUCAUUCAAGGGUUAACUAUUGCAAACAUAUUCGUAAGUACCGAUUUAUCAUUAUUAUUUGAUAUAUUGGUUGAAAUCGCUCCAGAUUCCUUACAUGAAAUUAGAAUUGUGUAUCGGAAUAACGUUUCGAAGGAUGAUUUGGAAGCCUUUUUCGAAAAUUGA
Molecule: messenger RNA, 1230 nt
Organism: Funneliformis caledonium
Lineage: Eukaryota; Fungi; Glomeromycota; Glomeromycetes; Glomerales; Glomeraceae
Source: the annotation of a GenBank genome assembly